AUGGCGUCCAAAGACCCAACCUUCAUCCAAUUCACCCCCGCCCAAGCGCGCGCCUACGCCCAAGGCCGCGGCUCCUCCUACCCCCCACCCCUCUACGACGCCCUCCUCGCCUACCACACGGGCCCAAAGAACACCCACCGCGACAUCGGUACCGGCCCCGGCAAAGUCGUCUUCGACCUCAAGCCGCACUUCACCACCUCCAUCGGCACCGACACCUCCGCCGGCAUGAUCGAGGAGGCGCGGAAAGCUGCUUCUGCCUUGGAUUUGUCUUCGUGCACGUUCGCGCAAGCUGCCGGGGAGGAAUGCGCCGCCGACCUCCCCGACGGCGAGGGGUCCGUGGAUGUGAUCACCGCGGCCAUGAGCGCGCACUGGCUCCAACUCCCCGCCUUCUACGCCUCAGCUGCCAAAGCCUUACGGCCCGGCGGCACACUGGCGAUUUGGACGUGCACGAGUUUAUACGCGCAUCCCUCGAUGCCGAACGCGGCGCGCGUGCAAGCGGUGGUGAGCGAGUUGGAGGACGGGGCGUUGCGGGAGUAUCACAAUUCCGGCACGGCGCUUACGAGGGCUGCUUAUCAAACACUGGAUUUACCUUGGAAGGUCUCCCCAUCAGUUGAUGAAUUCGACGAGGGGAGUUUUGUGAGGCAGGAGUGGGAUAAAGGCGGUAUCCCGUCCGCGGACGGGGGCAAGGGGCCUUUUCUGCAUGAUCGGGAGGUUAGUGUGGAGGAUCUCGGACGAGGGCUGGCGAGCGCGAGUUCGGUUAUCAGAUGGAGGGAGGCGCACUCAGAGAAAGCAGGGGGUGAGAAGGAUCCGGUUGUGGUGGCGAUGAAGGGGGUGAGGGAUGCGUUGGGGGGAGGGGAGAUGAUGAGGGAUGAAGCUGUCACGGCAAUGUAUUGCGAUGAUGAGAGAGGUGAAGAUGUGCGACAUUCUUAA
Molecule: messenger RNA, 930 nt
Organism: Saxophila tyrrhenica
Lineage: Eukaryota; Fungi; Ascomycota; Dothideomycetes; Mycosphaerellales; Extremaceae
Exons: 2
Coding region: 1-930 (309 amino acids)
Molecular function (GO): S-adenosylmethionine-dependent methyltransferase activity
Source: RefSeq, a predicted model, not a curated record